CUUGACUAGGAUUUGGCAACCUUAGACGACGGUCGUGUUAACGUUGAAAUGAAAUAGAUCCAGGUGAAGCGUCGUUUUUUCCCCCAGUCCAAGGCUCAGUCAGGCGUUGGAGAUCUGCGCAGCCUGCUCUUCUCGUGAGGACCUGUAAGGAAGAGCCACCAUGGUUUGCAUUCCCUGCAUCGUCAUCCCGGUCCUGCUGUGGGUCUACAAAAGGUUCCUGGAGCCCUACUUCUACCCCAUCAUCUCUCCUUUUGUGAAGCGCCUGUGGCCCAAGAAAGCCGUGUUGGAAGCUGCGAAGCAAGACCAGAAGGACAGCUCUGGGGGCGGAGAGGAGCCACUGGCCACGCGCGAGUCUUCCACGGAGGAGGUUGAGCUUUCUAAAACCAAAAGCAAUGGGGUUGCAAACGGAUACGCUGGAAGCCAGCCUGCCGCGGUGUCUGACAAAAAGACGGAUUAAAGAAGCGUACGCUGCGGGGUGCAAACGGCUGCUGCGGGGAAUGAGCCGGUGAUGCCGUUUCCCCUUGGAAAAAAACCUUGUUGAGUUUUCAGCGGAAUGGAAACUUAAGACACUCUCAACACCCGACACCCUUUGGGAGACUCAGCAAAAUUCUGUCUAGGUAGCUGGGAAAAUACAGUUCUAAUACAUCGCUCUGUUUCUCUUGACAUUCCCUUUGCUGGAAUUUUUUUCCAGUUGGUGCAGUCGAUAGGGUAGAGGUUUCAAAGUCAAGGCUUUAUUAACUGUUGUGUUUUGUCAAGCUUCUGCUGUUUUAUUUAUUUCAGGGGUUUCCAGGUUUCCCACCGAGCAGCGGUGGGAGAAAACACACACGCCCCAGUUUUGCAGCAAUGUGACAUCACUUCCUGGGGAAACCUGGAAGCGAUGUCACAUCGCUCUAGGAAUCGACAGAAAUUCUGCGGCUUUACUGGUGAUGCUGUUCCCACUUUGGAAAAUGUUGGUUUUACCAUAGAGUUUCUGGCAGUUCUUAGAGCAGUGUAAUUUCACUUCUGUUCCCCCUCCCUAAGUGACAUCGUGGUGCACACGAUGCCAGCACCUUGCAUGUCUUGCCCCCCCCCCCCCCGUCUCCUGUCAGUUGUCGAGCAUAACCUGGCAGUGCUUCCUGAAACUCUUCAAGUCAGUUCUACACUUGUCUUAUGCGCUGUAGUCAAGCAGAGCAGGUUUGUAAAUAGUCAGAGCUUAGUAAUAUAUUACUAGGUGGUAAAUCCGUUCCUGUACAGUCCUGCCCUGGGUGGUUUGGCCGGCACCUGACAAUCUUGCAAAUGUCGUGGAACAAAAUGUGUAUGAGCGGGUUGGGUCCAUUUAGAAGGCAGCUCUGUUUUCAUGGGAGACAGCAUCCAAGUUGCUUUGUGGUUAGGCCUUUGUGGGAAGGAUUCUCUAGCUGGAGUGUUCACACCGGUGCAACGAUAGGGAGAAAAAACCCCUCCGUUGUAUCCUUCUAGCUCGUACAACAGCAAGCAGGCAUUCUUAAUAAAGUAUAUUUGUUUUA
Messenger RNA from Heteronotia binoei (common prickly gecko), 1502 nucleotides. It is a transcript of the gene C4H18orf32, whose product is annotated as chromosome 4 C18orf32 homolog. Bases 161 to 457 code for a protein of 98 amino acids. The record is from RefSeq and is a predicted model, not a curated record. Gene Ontology annotation, biological process: positive regulation of canonical NF-kappaB signal transduction. NCBI's taxonomy places the organism in Eukaryota, Metazoa, Chordata, Lepidosauria, Squamata, Gekkonidae. The transcript has 4 exons.